ACCCGCGAAUCUUACACUUACGCACCUCAGCCUCACAUGCCAUACCACUGCCCUGUUUCUCUUGCAUCUCUUGCAUUCCUAGAACGCCAGACCCUGCAAGAACUAACACAUAUUUGGUGAUAGAUCAUCGGUUAUCAUUCGGCGUUCAAUAUGACAGACUUCUCUUCAUCUUCGCCUAUCAAGGUGGCAGAAGAACCAAUGGCAGAUGUCGCUGCUACUAUUACUGCGAGCACGUCAGUGGGCGGUCAGUGUGAACCACAAGUUGGUAACCAAACAACCAUUGAAAUUGAAAGAAGGACCUCAAAUCUUGCUGAUCCGGACCACGCCAAAUUAGGCGGUAAUGAUGUAGCCAAUGGUGCUUCUACCACCGAAGGCGCGGAUCCAGCCAACACCACCCAGGCUAUCGGAUCGAUCGAAGUUGGCGUAGACACAGAAAAGAAAUCGAAGAAGAAGAGAAAGCCAGCUAAGAAAAAGAUUGGAAAGAAUGUUACCGGCUUUGAAGAGUUUUAUGCAGAUGCUCCCAUAACCCCUGAAGAGGCCAGAAAAGAGAAGAAAGAGCUCUAUGAUACGUCCCGUGGGUUUCCUGAUCGCAUUGAGGAAUGCCUUCAACGUUACCGAGCCAACCGCCGGAUGGACGUAGAACGUACCAUGAUGUUCAACAAGUACUUGUGGCUUGGCGGCAUUGACUCAUCUCAACGCCAAUUCACUGGAUUUGCCGAGGACCGCGAAGCUCUGGCCAAGGCAGACGCUGUGGAGAUUCGCCAGAUGACCGCAACCGACUUUGUUGGCGGUAGUGGCAGCCGAUUUUAUGAUCUUCGAGGUUCUGAGAAUUGGUUCGUUGACUUUACGGGAAUUGUCAAGGGGUUUUUGUCUCGAACGAUCCCAUCAAUCUACCUAUAUGACGAGGCAGCUAACCAACUGGCUGCUGGAACCAUCAAGAACUUUCUGAAUUACGUCUUGAUGCACGAUGUCUGCCCUGAAUACGAAGAUGACAUUCAGGCCGCCAGGGCGAUUUGCGACAUUGCCCCCCUCGAAUUACGCAUGACGCAUGACCUGCUCAACGAACUACCUGGUAACUUCAAUGCUAUUGCGAACUCGCUCUUUACUGACCGACUAGUCGACAAGCUUGACAUUACUGAGAAUUUUGACAAACUGCUCAUGUUCCGCUUCGCCGUCCUGCUUUCACCCUUAUCCGGCGACGUAAAAAAGAAGUUCUUGAGUUUCAAAGAUCCCAGUACGAACAAAGUCGUCAAUACGAAAGAAGAAACAUACCAAGUGAUUGAAAAAAUCAAGUUGAGCCGGGCAAAGGUCAAGGAGAACCAGCAAGAGCUUGAGAAGGCUGGCCAUUCGGGCAAGUGGAAUCCGACUGGCGUCAUCAAGGUCAAGCCUUCUAUUAUCGAAUUCGGCUACGAUAACUUGCCUCGUGCCGAUGAGGUUGACCUAAGCAAUGCGUUGCCGGAAGAUUAUCUGGUUGAGGAAGAAUUGCUUGUCAAGUUUGAGAAAGGGAUGAAAAUCAAGGCCGUCGUAUGCGAACUCGACUUCGGCAUCCGCUUCAUCAAGGAGAUCAAGGAUGUGCGGGUUUCAUUUGACUUGUUUCUACCGCAGAUGUUGAUGGAGAAUUGGAAGGAUCCUGUCCCUAACGACCGACCCCCUCCGUCGGUCUCCAACCCGAACGUCGAAGAGAAUGCCAUGGACGACGAUGAAUAGGCGAGCUGAGGUACAAUGCUGAGCUUGCCGGGCUGGCAGUGAAGAUGAAAAGACUUGGUAAGGCUCAAAGUCUUAGCCUUUUAUGCGACCAAGCUUGCUGAAAACUUUGCGAUGGCUCUCCGGGUUUUGCUCAGAAGGAAUGGAAAUCCGGACUAGGAGCAUGUUGCUAGAUACUGAUACCCUUUGCUAAUAACCAAGAAAAGACAGCCUCGGGGCUAAUUGAUGCGAUAAGUCUUGAUCUGAUUGAUUAUCGUUUUUUUCCUUAGUGA
This is a messenger RNA of Hypoxylon fragiforme, 1976 nucleotides long. RefSeq names its product Argonaute siRNA chaperone complex subunit Arb1-domain-containing protein. Gene Ontology annotation, cellular component: ARC complex. Bases 151 to 1707 code for a protein of 518 amino acids. Lineage: Eukaryota; Fungi; Ascomycota; Sordariomycetes; Xylariales; Hypoxylaceae. The transcript is spliced from 5 exons. The record is from RefSeq and is a predicted model, not a curated record. Gene Ontology annotation, biological process: regulatory ncRNA-mediated gene silencing.